Priapulus caudatus is the source of this 1995-nucleotide messenger RNA. RefSeq lists its product as uncharacterized. The record is from RefSeq and is a predicted model, not a curated record. The annotation marks the transcript as partial. Lineage: Eukaryota; Metazoa; Priapulida; Priapulimorpha; Priapulimorphida; Priapulidae. The transcript is spliced from 2 exons.
UACGAUGNCAACAACAACUGGUACUGCAAGGAGAACCCGCCUCUGACGACCAUCUACAAGUACGACGCCGACGCUAGUAACGUCACACCGGCCGACGUUUGUGACAUCACACUGGCCGACGUUCGUGACGUCACACCGGCCGACGACAGCGCGCCUAGCGACGCGCCGCGCGGUCGCGUCGUCAUCCAACUCGACGACGACAACAACGAGAGUGGCGACGACGCCGUUACGUCCGACGACAGUGUGCGUGCCGACAGCUGCACGCCCGACCGCUGCGUCGGCACCGUCAAGAUUUGCCUCGUCGGCGGUGGCUGCAGCGACGGCGCCAGCACGGGUUACGAAUCGCAGGAUAGCUCCUUGAGGAGUUCUCCCGGAGCGCGAGAGCGGUCGGCGUCGGGAGAGAGCUCGAACAAGGAUUGGUCGCUGCCGACGUCAUCGUGCGACGACGACGACGUCCACGACGAGUGGGUUUUAUGCUCGACGGACGUGUCGGCAGACGUUGGCGAAGGCGACCGAUCGCACGUCGGCGGAGAUGGAGAGUGGAUCCUGCGCUCGCACGACGCUCCAGCCGUCGCCGACGAUGAUGAUGAUGAUGAUAAUGAUGAUGAUGAUGAUGAUAGGCGGCCGGCGUACGACGCCCAUGACGAUGGCAACAUCGACGGUGAGUGGAUCUUACGCGCGCCGGGCAGUGCGGCCGACGCCAACGCUGACGAUUACAAGAAACUGCCAACGUAUGACGAUGAUGAUGAUAGGCGGCCGGCGUACGACGCCCAUGACGAUGGCAACAUCGACGGUGAGUGGAUCUUACACGCGCCGGGCGGUGCGGCCGACGCCAACGCUGACGAUUACAAGAAACUGCCAACGUAUGACGACGAUGACGAUGCCGACGGUGCGUGGAUAUUGCGAGUGAAGGACGGCUCAAGCGGCGCUCUUGUUGAACAUGGCGUCAUCGACGACGACGAUCCUCCACUAGAGGUCGCCACCGACUCCGACGCGGCGCCGAAUGCUAGGCAACAGCAGCCGCGCGCCGACCGUCAUCGAGCGGACGACGACGACGACGACGUCGAUGGUUACAACGAUGACGCUGCCGAGGUCGAUCUGCAGCUUGAGGCCCUGGACGAGCUGCCCGAACUGCUUCCGUCCGACGACCGACCGCCGCCGUGCGGUGGCAGCACGCGCAGUCUUCCCGACACGUCGUCGGCACGCACGAGGUUCGCCGCUGCCGACGUCUACGCAUGUCCGCAGCCGACGUACGCGGCGUGCUCCUCGCCGACGCGCUACGGUCGUCGCUACGGCUCCGUCGACAGCCUCUACCCGCUCGCCGAGAGCCCCUACCAGACGCCGUACGACCACAGGCUUUAUUACGAGCAGCAGGAACCUCUGUACGAGGCCUUCUCACCUUACUACAUGCCCGUCGGCUACCCGCAGUACUUCGCCGACCAGCAGACGUAUGAGCCGCUGUACGGUCGGCCGCGACACACGGACGACGGCUACAAUAGGCAGCGACAGACGGACGACGCAUACGGUCGGCAGCGACACACGGACGACGCAUACGGUCGGCAGCGACACACGGACGACGCAUACGGUCGGCAGCGACACACGGAUCGACACACGGACGACGCAUACGGUCGGCAGCGACACACGGACAACGCAUACGGUCGGCAGUUGUCGGGCUAUACGUCGCUCACGGACGUGAGAGAAGGCUCGGAGCGGAAGUACGGCCGGAUACGGCGCUGCGACGGAGGCAAGGCGACGCGGAGUCUGCCGAGGCGAAGCAGCAGCCGACAAGUCGUUGCAGCAGAGAGAGCGGAUGCGGACAGGUCGCCAAGGCAACAGCAGCAGCCAGCGAAGCCGGCACGAUCCUGCGACGUCGGAACCACUCCAUCGUCAUCGUCAUCGUCAUCGUCGUCGUCGCCGUCGCCGUCACGUGACGUCGUCGACAGUGGCUUCAACGCGCGGGCCGAGAGCUGGUCGACUACAUCCGAAUUUUUCCGG